UCCCAAACUUGGAAUCUGAAGUGAAGUGGCGAGGCGAAACAAGUUACUCAAGCACGGGGACACAUCACAUGCAGCUACCAGCGUCAGAAUGGGAAAUAGAUUAUUAAACACAAGAACACGUCACUGUCCCUCUCAUCCUCCUUGUUCUUAUCAUCUUCUAACUCAUUAAUAAAUUAAAUAAUCAUUGCUUAAGCUGAAUCAGCGUCGAAUCGCUACCACCGUUGUUUACUUUUUUAACAUCAUCAAGGUUAAGACCAUCAUCGUCAGCAACAGUAAUCGAUUCUGAAGAGAAGUCAAGAGACAAUGGCGACUCGCAUGAUCCUCAGAAGAGUAAUUCAGAAACGCACCGUUUUAUUCCCUCUUUCCCUUUCCACUUCUCGAAAGGGUAGCACGCUUGUUGUCGCGGAGCACGAACACGAAGGCGGUGCCAUCAAACCCUCUUCUCUCUCUGCACUCUUUGCUGCCACGUGUCUUCCCGAUAACGACUCUUCCGUUUCUCUCCUCUUGGCUGGUUCCGGUCCUUCUCUUCAUCAAGCUGCUUCACUAGCUGCUUCUUCCCAUCCUUCCAUCUCUCAGGUGUUGGUAGCAGAUUCAGAUACAUUCAAGAGCCCACUGGCAGAACCAUGGGCUAAACUGGUCCAUUUAGUUCAGCAGAAGGGUGGUUACUCUCAUAUAGUUGCUGCUUCAAAUUCUUUUGGAAAAAAUGUCAUGCCGCGCGCCGCUGCUCUUUUAGAUGUUUCUCCAGUUACUGAUGUUACAGCAAUUUCUGAUUCCCUUACUUUUGUAAGGCCAAUAUAUGCUGGAAAUGCACUUUGUACAGUCCGAUAUACUGGUGCCAGUCCUUGUAUAUUAACAAUUAGAUCCACAUCUUUUCCUGUUUCUCAGAAGUCUGUUGACUCAAAAUCUAAUAAGGCUUCCAUAUCUCGAGUUGACCUUUCAACCUUUGACGAAGAUCUGGGAAAGUCUAUGUAUAUAUCUCAAACUUCUCAGGAUGAUGAACGGCCAGAUCUUGGGAAUGCACGAGUUGUAAUUACUGGUGGCCGUGCACUAAAGAGUGCUGAGAACUUCAAGUUGAUAGAAAAUCUAGCCAACAAACUUGGUGCUGCUGUUGGUGCCACUCGUGCUGCUGUUGAUGCAGGAUUUGUUCCUAAUGAUCUCCAGGUUGGACAAACCGGAAAGAUUGUUGCUCCCGAACUCUAUAUGGCUUUUGGUGUAUCUGGAGCUAUUCAACAUUUGGCUGGGAUGAGGGAUUCCAAGGUCAUUGUUGCUGUGAACAAUGAUGCUGAUGCUCCUAUAUUUCAGGUUUCUGAUUAUGGACUGGUAGGAGAUUUGUUUGAGGUGAUACCAGAGUUGUUGGAGAAGCUUCCCGAGAAAAAAUAAAACAAGUGACAUGCAUAUGUUUAUAGUGUAUACCACAGUUUCUGAAUGUAUCAUCCUUGGAGUUACAUAUUCACAAUAGCAUUUGUUUACCUGAAAAAGUAGAAGAAAAUGAAGUGUUAAUUGAUUGAACAUUUAAAUACCAGAAGGCUCAUUUUGCAUUAUUACUGCAGUACAACGGGUAAAAACAAGAGUAAAUUGCAUUUACUUCCUUAUAAAUGACAUAUAUUCCCUCCUAUUGUAUAUGACACAGACCUUCCCUCAAUUACACCUGUCUUCCCUCGAUUUUGUAAUUUGUAGUGUAUGCCAUUUAAACAAACUUGGGAAGGUGGGUGCAAUUUCUCAAACAAAUUAGAGUUAAGCAUACCUUGGCUUGGGGACGGUACUUUCAAUUUCUUCAAAUGAUAAUGUUAAAUCACUUUACACAAGUGAAAUACAUAGAGAACAAUUAUAA
Cicer arietinum (chickpea) is the source of this 1831-nucleotide messenger RNA. The record is from RefSeq and is a predicted model, not a curated record. Lineage: Eukaryota; Viridiplantae; Streptophyta; Magnoliopsida; Fabales; Fabaceae.